GAUGGGCGCCUCGGCGGCGGCAGAGCGGCGGCGGCGGCGGCGGCGGGGGAAGCUGCUGCGGGGGCAGCUGGGCGCCCUGGCCGCCCUGGCCCUGCUGCUGGCCGGCUGCGCGGCCGGCCGCGGCGGUUAUGAUGCCCUGAGCUACUCUGUGGAAAGUAAUGACAAAUGGAGCGGGAGACAGCUACUGCAAGCAAAUGAGAACACGACUGACGUCCCAGAGGAUGGGGGGCAGCCAUAUGUCAGAAAUUGCACUGAACCAGCUCUCCAUGAAUUCCCCAAUGACAUCUUCACGAAUGAGGACAGGAGACACGGAGCUGUGGUCCUGCACGUCCUUUGUGCCGUAUAUAUGUUCUAUGCUUUGGCAAUUGUCUGCGAUGACUUCUUUGUCCCUUCAUUGGAAAAGAUUUGUGAACGCUUGCAUCUUAGCGAAGAUGUGGCUGGGGCAACUUUCAUGGCAGCGGGAAGCUCUGCUCCUGAGUUGUUUACAUCUGUCAUAGGUGUUUUUAUCACAAAAGGAGACGUAGGCGUUGGAACCAUCGUAGGCUCGGCUGUAUUUAACAUUCUCUGUAUUAUUGGCGUGUGUGGGCUUUUUGCAGGACAGGUCGUUGCACUGUCAUCGUGGAGUCUCUUGAGAGAUUCAAUCUACUAUACACUGUCUGUUGUUGCACUCAUUGUGUUUAUUUAUGAUGAAAAAGUCUCCUGGUGGGAGUCCUUAGUCUUAGUGCUGAUGUAUGUCAUCUACAUCGUUAUCAUGAAGUACAACUCAACCAUACAUCACUGCUUUGAAAGGAAGACAAAAAACUCUGCAAAUAUGGUGAAUGGUUUAGCAAGUAACACGGAAAUGGAUGAUAACAGCAACUGCGAUGCCACAGUGGUGUUACUAAAGAAAGGUAACUGUUCCAGAAAUUUCCACCGUAAAGCCUCAGUGAUCAUGGUGGAUGAGCUGCUGUCUGCCUACCCACACCAGCUUUCAUUUUCUGAGGCUGGGCUCCGGAUCAUGAUAACCAGCCACUUCCCUCCCAAAACACGUCUCUCCAUGGCCAGCCGCAUGUUAAUCAAUGAGAGACAAAGGCUGAUCAACAGCAGGACUUACACCAAUGGUGAGUCAGAAGUAGCAAUCAAAAUACCUAUCAAGCACGUGGUUGAGAAUGGAACGGGCCCCAGCAACUCCGCUGAGCGGGGCGUGAAUGGCACACGGCGAGAUGAAGACAUGGCUGAGGCUGGGAACGAGACAGAGAACGAGAAUGAGGAUAACGAGAACAACGAAAAUGAUGAGGAAGAGGAAGAUGAUGAUGAUGAUGAUGAUGACCAUGAAGGGCCAUACACACCUUUUGACCUACCCACUGGCAAGAUAGAAAUCUUGAAGUGGCUCUUCACAUGGCCAUUGAGUUUUGUCCUGUACUUCACAGUGCCCAAUUGUAACAAACCCCACUUGGAAAAAUGGUUUAUGGUUACCUUUGCUUCUUCCACCCUCUGGAUUGCAGCUUUCUCCUACAUGAUGGUGUGGAUGGUGACAAUCAUUGGCUACACACUGGGAAUUCCAGAUGUGAUCAUGGGCAUCACUUUCUUGGCAGCUGGAACCAGUGUGCCAGACUGCAUGGCAAGCCUUAUCGUAGCAAGGCAAGGUAUGGGAGAUAUGGCUGUGUCCAACUCCAUCGGAAGCAAUGUUUUUGAUAUUUUAAUUGGCCUAGGCCUGCCGUGGGCUUUGCAGACUCUAGCAGUGAAUUAUGGAUCAUAUAUUCGGUUAAACAGCAGAGGACUUAUCUAUUCUGUUGGUCUCCUGCUGGCAUCUGUUUUUGUCACAGUUUUUGGCGUCCACAUGAACAAAUGGAAACUGGAUAAGAAGCUAGGGUGUGUGUGCCUUUCCCUUUACGGCAUCUUCCUGUGUUUCUCCAUCAUGACAGAAUUCAAUGUUUUCACUUUUGUGAACUUGCCAAUGUGCAGAGAUCACUAAUGCAGGUGGCAGACUGUCGGGAGGAACUUCCUUCUUACCUGUGCAAUACAAACCACGGCUGGCAUCUCCUGAAUGCGGUGCACCUCCAAGUCGUGAUGUAUAUCCUGUUCACUGUUCAUAGGACCCGUGGCCCCAUCUAGGUCUGCCCUCUCCCUGACCCCUCACAACCUGGAAAAAUCCUGCAUCGAUGUGAAGAUUAUUUUUUUCAACAUUCAUGUGGUUUCCUAGCUCAGUUUUUGAACAGUGUGACUGGGACUCUAGAUGAACUGGCUGCUAACUGGCGUCAAGCCAGGUAAAACUGGUCUGCUACAAUUCCUUCUUUUUUUAAGUUAUUUGAUGGAAGACUAAUCUAAUUUAUGACUUAAGACUAUUGCUACAAUGCAGAAGAGGGUACAUCAUACAGGGGCUGAUUUUAAGGAGAAUCAUGGGAAUUUUUUUGGUUGGUUUUGUUUUUGGUUUUUUUUUAGUUUUGUUUUGGGGGUUUUUUUGUUUUGUUUUUUUGUUGUUGGGUUUUUUUUUAAUUGCCAGAGAUCAAAGUCCUCUCUUGCAGCUUCUCCUUCUGAGUGCUGGGUCUCCUGUAACGAUCCAAAGGUCACAGGGCAGUGUAAUAUGGGAAUACAAUUCAAGGUACUCGGCAUAUGAAUGGAUUUACUGAGUAUUAAAAGAAGAUUGUCAAGGCAACAGAUGAUGACUUUUUACCAUAAAAAAUUAAUCUUGUACAGGUGUGAUGAGGAAUGCAAGGUAAAUGUGGAUUCAAAGGGUAAACACUGCUACCAUUUAACUACUAAUGUUGGAGUUUUAUUACUAGGUUGUUUAUGGUUUUUCCAAGCAAUAGUUUGAUCGCCAGCCCAGGAGGGCUACCAAGGAGGUGUCCUGGUUUUUAAAGGCCUGCACGUCGAAAUGGAAGGUCAGAAUUUUCUCUGCUUCACCAGAUUUCUUGUUUUGGGGGGAUUCAAUAGUUCAUGUCUUAUUUGUUCUGAGAAGGACAUAAGUACGUGUUGGAACUUUUCUAAAUGAGUUACAGACACUGGUUUCUUUAAAAGGAAAGAGGCAUAUUUUGCACAGACAUAGUUACUGAAGUCAUAAUUUGCCACUCUUUAAAGAAUACACUGGACCUGGCCAGAUAUUUGUCGUCUUAAGCAGUUGAACUUACCUGAUAACAGAUCAUGUGGAUUCAUCACCCUUCCUUUGGGAGGGAGGAAGACACAGAGAGAUGGCACUUUUUAAAAUGUGGAAUAUCUUCAAUGCAGACUCGCUCACAGAUCUUAAGUUAUUGUGAAAGUUUAGCUAUUCAUUGUUCCAAUAUCCCUGCUAGAUUUUGUAUACUUCUGUAUUAAUAUCCGGGCAGAUUGCACCCCAUGAGAAACACCAUCACAGCUUCAUUUGUAUGUAUUGAUACUGUGGAUUCUUGCCAGUGCUGGCUCUUGUAUUUACUUUAAGCACUGAUCACUUCUGAUUCAUUUGGUAUGUUUUUUCCUCUUUCUUGUAUACGUUCUACUAUGAAAUGUAUUAAGAUACUACCAGCUAGGUGAAUGUUUUUGUCUAUGGUUCAAACAGUGGCAAAUAAUGGUAGUAAAGGCACAGCAAACCCUACAUAAAAGAAAGGGAAAAAAAAAAAAAAAAAACAAAAUGCCAAAUACUAAGCUAUAGCAGGAAAAAAACCUCCCAACUCAAAAAAAAAAAAAAAAAAAAAAAAAAAGCCCCAUUCACAGACAGAAAGCCAAUUUUUAUUUCAUUUGCACUUUUGGAAAUUAUUUUUUGGUUUAAUUUUCUUUGGGGAAAAUGUUGUAAAUCAAAAUAUUUACACCCUGUGGUUUCCAUUCAGCUCAGCACCUGGUUUUCUUUCUUUGUUACACUAAAUGUGUGGAGGCGCUGGCAGCUGUUGCACUGUGCGUGUCAAAGCCCAGCAGAAAAAGCUGUGUACCGCUGGGUUCGGUGAACAAAGUGUGCUUGUGGAUCCCUGGCAAGAAGAAGGAAGGGUCCAGGGACAGGUAGUAGAGAGAGUCAAUGACAUGCCUGCAUCAUUGUUUUUCAUUCUGGAAAACAAUUGUGUUGCUACUUGUUGAGCUAUGCAACCUGUUGUUUGAGCAGCCUUCUUGUAACUAUGCCUGCUGGAAGUCCUCUUGCAUUAGGAAGCCCACUGUACCUUCCUGUUGUUUUUUUUGUUGCUGUUGUUUCUUUUUCUGUUGUUGUUAAUGAGAUUAAUAAUAAUAAUAACAAUCACUAAAAUGCCUAAAAUACUUCCUUAAAUCAAACAAUGUUAGCAACAAUGUGGCAUACUUCACUAAAAUCCACCCCACAAACACACCACUAUACUCUCGUAGCAAGAUGCAGUUGCUCCUAAGCAGAGUGUUUCCUUGCUGACAGAAGGGACAGAUUUGGGGAAGGGAAAAAAAAAAAAAAAAAAAAGAGAAGUUUCACAUCAGGGCCUAUUAUUACUUCUAUUUUGAAUAUUUAUACUGCUGCUCCAAUGGAGCCAGUUGGAUCUAUUUCUACGAAAUAGCCAUUACCUAUCCCGUGGCACAAAAACUGCAUGAGUAUUUUUUAGGAACUUUUCCUAUUGGUGUGCAUUAAAUACUGUAGUAUAUCGUAGCUUUGCAUUGUGUGUAAAACCUGAAAUACCUUGUUUUGACA
Messenger RNA from Aquila chrysaetos chrysaetos, 4588 nucleotides. It is a transcript of the gene SLC24A3, whose product is annotated as solute carrier family 24 member 3. The record is from RefSeq and is a predicted model, not a curated record. The transcript has 17 exons. Gene Ontology annotation, biological process: intracellular calcium ion homeostasis; calcium ion transmembrane transport. NCBI's taxonomy places the organism in Eukaryota, Metazoa, Chordata, Aves, Accipitriformes, Accipitridae. Bases 2 to 1954 code for a protein of 650 amino acids. Gene Ontology annotation, molecular function: calcium, potassium:sodium antiporter activity; calcium channel activity. Gene Ontology annotation, cellular component: membrane.